AUGAGUACGAACCCGAGUGUAUCUUUGCAGGCGGCUUUUGGACUCUUUGACGACGACAACAGUGAUCACGAGGCAGCAACAUCAUUUGUAACACCUCAUGAGUUUAUGUGUAUCAUACCUCCUACUGCUACGUCUUCUACCGUUACAAAAGAGACACAGGAAGCAGCAGUUCAAGUCAUACGGAAUUUGUAUGAACCUUGGAACGAUGUGAAGCCACUGGUAGUGGGACCCAUUGACCUGAUUACAAACUUUAAUGACGUUGGAGGAUCACGUGGCUACGUGGCGGUAAAAGACUUGAAGCCGGGCACAAAGGUGCUAGUGGAGCACGUGUACGUCCCUUGGCCGCGUCACGUGGAUACGUCAGACCCCGAGUUUUUUCUAGCCACGAUGGAAUCGAUAUUAUCUCGGCCUGAUUAUUCAAAAAUUAUGAAACACUUGGGUCAUCUGUACCCUGAGCAAGUUAGUGAUUUACCAGAAGAACUGCUCGCUGCUGGAAGACAAAAGUACGACCCACAAGUGAGCGAGUUGUGCAAAAACUUCAGUGAGUUGGCACUCUCGCAUGAUCAAGUGCUGCAAAAUGUAUUUGCGAUGCAGUGCAAUGCAUUCGACAGUGGUGUUUUUCUGUACAAUGCUAUGUUUAAUCACGACUGCGAUCCGAAUUGUGUCAAGUUUACACCUGAAGAUGCCGGACCAGAAGGUGGAGUGUCAGACGUGCGGGUGGCACGACCUAUCGUCAAAGGGGAACAGCUAACGAUUUCGUACUUAUAUCCGCGCGAACAAAGCCGUGAAAAUCGACAGAAAAAUCUGUGGGAGCAGUUUGGCUUUGUGUGCAAAUGCCAGCUCUGUCAACGAGGUGAUAGCGUGAUGCCUCCACCACCGAGUGCUGCAGAAAGUAUUGAUGGCACGAAGCCGAGUAUGCAGGACUUAGAGAAGAUGCUGGUUGGCGCGGAGGAGACUAUCAAGACACACCCGAAAACUGCUGCUGCUGCACUGUCAGUGGCACUCGAGAUGCUCUCUGAUGCGUUGGAAAUUGCAGCGCACGAUCACUUGGUAUUCAUGCGCAUCCACAAGUUGGUAGCGGACUCGUGCGACCUGCUUUUGUGUGCAAAGACUGAGCGAGUGUGUGAAUACUCAAUCCUAUUUUUACGUAGCAGCUAUGAACUACUCGAGCUACAGCGGACGUAUCUGAACCCAGACCACAUCGACCUCGCCCGUACGCUUAACGAUGUUAGCCAGGGUAUUCAACUAUUGCUGUCAUACGACCCUAAGGUGCUGCUCACCGAGUUUCCUGAGUGGAAAGACUUUCGCCAAGCUUCAGUGGUCGAAAACCAGUAUCGUCAGGAGUACAGACGGCUAAAGCGGUUGUACGCUUAA
Molecule: messenger RNA, 1374 nt
Organism: Peronospora farinosa
Lineage: Eukaryota; Oomycota; Peronosporomycetes; Peronosporales; Peronosporaceae
Source: the annotation of a GenBank genome assembly